AUGUCUGAUAAUGCGAAAGAAAAGCCCGGGCUGUUGAACAAAAAACUUGCAGCAGCGCCAGUUUUGAAUCAAGAGGAGGAGAGCAGAAAAAUCUUGGAGAAUUUGCAGUUGAGGAAGAACUUUUUGCAACAAGGCACUCUGAGACCUGGACCAACUCUGCCUGUCAUGGCUGUAGGGAGUGCAAAAGCGCAGGAAUUGCUAGCUAGUGCACAGGCGGUUUCUCCUGGGUUUUACGUGUAUCAAGACUCCAAGUAUGGUAAUAACAUCUUGCCUGUGAUCCCAAGGUUGAAACAAUGACUGCAGAAAUUAUGUUUUUUUUGGUCAAUGUCUUCAUUGUGGUUUUUGUGUGGAAGAAUUCCAAAAUUGCCUCUCAUUGUUCUCAUUUUUCUUCUGGAUGUUUUUUUCCAUAUUGCAUUGUUGUAUUGAAUAUCGUUUGGAAUUUUAUAGGAAAGUGUGAUAUUAAAGAAUAUUUGCUGGAUUCAUGCUGGUGUGGAUGCCAGAAUCCCGGCAAAGUUCUCAUGAUUUCAGGAUGAGUGAGCAUUUUUCUUGAAC
Notodromas monacha is the source of this 552-nucleotide messenger RNA. NCBI's taxonomy places the organism in Eukaryota, Metazoa, Arthropoda, Ostracoda, Podocopida, Cyprididae. The record is from the annotation of a GenBank genome assembly.